AUGGCCCGUAUACCAUCCAAGCAAUCACGCACUUUGUUCUCAAGCAGCAACACAAAUCGAUUCGUCAAUCAUCGCCGCUUGAACAAAUUAGAACAAGAAGCGAAUGCUUCUCCUACUGACGUUGCUAAACAAGCUCUUCUCUACAAGGAAUGGUUAAGAUCAAAUAAUCCACAAGCUGUCAUUCAUCGAUUUGAACGUGGUAAUUUCACACACAAUGAAGAAGCUUGGCAAUACUACAUUGCAGCAUUAGCACAAACAGGCAAAUCAGAAACCAUUUUGCCCCGCAUUAUGCAGAAAUUAGAAGAAUCAGGCGGAAAAGUACUUGAUAACCCAGCAGCCACAAAAGAAAUCAUUCAACAAGUGAUUGCUAGUCGACAGGGCGGUCAAGCCAUCUCGUCGUCUUCCUUGGGUGGUUCUGGUAAUAAAUCAAAUCCUAUCUACGUGGUUGUAGAGGAAGCACGCAAAUAUAUGUUUUGGAAAGCACUUCGAUGGGUGGGUGUCACGCUUACUUAUGCUUUCUGUAUCUUGACCAUCUUAUCCUUGGCACUUGAAAACUCUGGAUUGCUCAAGACAACCAGUUCACAAACAGAAUACGAGCCUGUCACACAAUCAACUGUUAAGUUUGAAGAUGUACAAGGUGUGGAUGAAGCAAAGCAAGAACUAGAAGAAAUUGUCGAGUUCUUAAAGAACCCUCAUCGUUUCACAGAGCUGGGUGGCAAGCUACCCAAGGGUGUGUUAUUGACAGGUCCUCCAGGUACAGGUAAAACCAUGUUGGCCAGAGCUGUUGCUGGUGAAGCCAAUGUACCCUUCUUUUUCAUGAGUGGCAGUGAAUUUGAUGAAAUGUAUGUUGGUGUUGGUGCUCGAAGAGUGAGAGAAUUGUUUGCUGCUGCUAGAGCAAAGGCGCCCAGUAUUGUGUUUAUAGAUGAAAUUGAUGCCAUCGGCUCAAAAAGAAAUCCCAAAGACCAAUCAUACAUGAAACAAACACUCAACCAACUUCUAGUUGAUCUAGAUGGUUUCUCACAAACAGAAGGCGUCAUCUUUAUUGCUGCUACUAAUUUCCCUGAACUUCUUGAUAAGGCUCUUGUGCGUCCUGGUCGAUUUGACCGACUUGUGAAUGUGCCCUUACCCGAUGUACGUGGUAGAAUUGAGAUCUUGAAGCAUCAUAUGAAGAAGAUUCAAGUAGCAAAAGAGGUUGAUGUAAGUGUAGUGGCAAGAGGCACGCCUGGCUUUAGCGGUGCAGAUUUAGCCAAUUUGGUCAAUCAAGCAGCCAUCCAGGCCAGUCGUGAAAAUUCUAAAGAAGUUCAUUUGUGCCACCUUGAAUAUUCAAAAGACAAGAUUAUUAUGGGCGCAGAGCGUAAAUCCGCUGUGCUGACAGAAGAAAAUAAGCGUUUGACUGCAUACCACGAAGGAGGUCAUGCUCUUGUUGCUUACUAUACACCUGGUGCUAUGCCUUUACAUAAAGCUACUAUUAUGCCUCGAGGAUCUGCACUAGGCAUGACUGUGCAGUUACCAGAGAUGGACAAGGAUUCUUUUACUAAAAAAGAGUUUACUGCACAAAUUGAUGUGUGCAUGGGAGGCAGAGUAGCAGAAGAACUGAUUUUCGGCCAAGAUAAUGUAACCAGUGGCGCCAGUAGUGACAUCAUGAAAGCUACAGACGUUGCCAAAAGAAUGGUACGCUAUUAUGGUAUGAGUGAAAAAGUGGGUCCUGUCAACCAUGACGAUGAAGACAUGCAAUUGCUGAGUGCUCAAACAAAGCAAUUGAUUGAAAGUGAAAUCUUGAGCCUAAUUGAAUCUUCUGAAAAAAGAGCCAAACAUAUCCUCGUUGAACACCGCGAAGAAUUAGAUAGAUUAGCAAAUGCUCUAGUUGAAUAUGAAACCUUGGACUAUCAGGAGAUCAUCGAUGUUUUGGCCGGUAAGCCUAUUUCAAGGCCUAAAUAA
This is a messenger RNA of Gilbertella persicaria, 1938 nucleotides long. RefSeq names its product peptidase family M41-domain-containing protein. NCBI's taxonomy places the organism in Eukaryota, Fungi, Mucoromycota, Mucoromycetes, Mucorales, Choanephoraceae. The record is from RefSeq and is a predicted model, not a curated record. Gene Ontology annotation, cellular component: mitochondrial inner membrane. Bases 1 to 1938 code for a protein of 645 amino acids. Gene Ontology annotation, biological process: mitochondrion organization; protein quality control for misfolded or incompletely synthesized proteins. The transcript is spliced from 3 exons. Gene Ontology annotation, molecular function: ATP binding; ATP hydrolysis activity; ATP-dependent peptidase activity.